GAUGCAGGCGGCACUGCGGGCGGCGCGCGGGGCUGCCGGCGGGCUCCUCCUGCGGGAGGCUCUGCAGAAUGGCCGGCGGCCAGUGCCCACCACGUGGCUUGUCCGGGUGCCCCGGAGAUGGUCCUACAACCGGCCCAUGAACACACUGAUCCUCUUCGUGCCCCAGCAGGAGGCUUGGGUGGUGGAGCGGAUGGGGAAGUUCCAUCGCAUCCUGGAGCCAGGACUGAACUUCCUCAUCCCGUUUCUGGAUCGCAUCCGCUAUGUACAAAGUCUUAAAGAAAUCGUCAUUAAUGUGCCGGAGCAGACGGCCAUUACCCUUGAUAAUGUGACCCUCCAGAUAGACGGCGUCCUCUAUCUGCGCAUCGUGGACCCCUACAAGGCGAGCUACGGGGUGGAGGACCCCGAGUACGCGGUGACGCAGCUGGCACAGACCACCAUGCGGUCGGAGCUGGGCAAGAUGUCCCUCGACAACGUCUUCCGGGAGCGGGAGUCCCUCAACUCCAGCAUCGUGGACGCCAUCAACCAGGCCUCCGACUACUGGGGCAUCCAGUGCCUGCGCUACGAGAUCAAGGACAUCAGUGUGCCCCCCCGCGUGAAGGAGUCCAUGCAGAUGCAGGUGGAGGCCGAGAGGCGCAAGCGCGCAACCGUCCUGGAUUCCGAAGGCAAUCGGGAGUCUGCCAUCAACAUGGCUGAAGGAAGGAAGCAGGCUCAGAUCCUGGCCUCCGAGGCCGAGAAGGCGGAGCAGAUCAACCAGGCUGCAGGGGAGGCCAGGGCCAUCCUGGUGAAGGCCCAGGCGAAAGCGGAAGCCAUCCGACUCGUGGCAGCUGCUCUGGCAGAACAGAACGGCAGCUCAGCCGCGUCGCUGGCCGUGGCCGAGCAGUACGUGAGCGCCUUCUCCAAGCUGGCGAAGGAGUCCACCACCGUCCUCCUGCCGUCCAGCACGGGAGACGUCACCAGCAUGGUCGCUCAGGCGAUGGGGAUCUACGGCAGCCUGAGCAGGCAUCAGCCAGCCGGGGCUGCGGAUGCGGACGCCGCCCCCUCCCUCCAGGCACAGCAGCCCUCGGGCACAGAGCACCCCGAGCUGGAGCGGCCGGAUGGCAGCUAGCGGAGAGGCCUGUGGGCACAGCCCAGCCCCACCCACCCUGCCCACUGUGGGCAGCCUCUGUCCCUCUUCUCCCCCGCCCUCGAACCUUGGUUUGUUUUCUAAUUGGAAUGGAAUCAUGUAAUAAAAGGAGACAGCUGGAUGGUU
Varanus komodoensis (Komodo dragon) is the source of this 1249-nucleotide messenger RNA. It is a transcript of the gene STOML2, whose product is annotated as stomatin like 2. The transcript is spliced from 10 exons. The coding region runs from base 2 to 1105 and encodes 367 amino acids. NCBI's taxonomy places the organism in Eukaryota, Metazoa, Chordata, Lepidosauria, Squamata, Varanidae. Gene Ontology annotation, cellular component: membrane. The record is from RefSeq and is a predicted model, not a curated record.